Messenger RNA from Vitis vinifera (wine grape), 803 nucleotides. RefSeq names its product glutaredoxin. Lineage: Eukaryota; Viridiplantae; Streptophyta; Magnoliopsida; Vitales; Vitaceae. Gene Ontology annotation, molecular function: glutathione disulfide oxidoreductase activity. The record is from RefSeq and is a predicted model, not a curated record. The transcript has 3 exons. Gene Ontology annotation, biological process: cellular response to oxidative stress. Bases 199 to 657 code for a protein of 152 amino acids. Gene Ontology annotation, cellular component: cytoplasm.
AGAUAGAGUGGUCUCAAGAUCACCAGAAGAUUCCCCAUUUUCCCGAAGAUCUACUCUUGUGGGAACACCUGCCGGCUCUCUCUCUUUGCCACCAAGCAAGACAUCCGGAGUCGCCUUCCAACACCUGUCUCGGUCUGUUCUCUCUCUCUACCAAUACCCAAUUGCUAUAUACAAUCAGGGAACGGAGGAGUUCUGGAAAUGGGUUCCGUUCUCGGCAAGGGAAAGAGCAAGGAGGAAGUGGAAAUGGCCCUCGCAAAGGCCAAAGAGAUCGUUUCUUCAACACCUGUAGUUGUCUUCAGUAAGACUUACUGUGGUUAUUGCAAGAGAGUGAAGCAGCUGCUCUCACAGCUAAAAGCAACCCACAAGACCAUUGAACUCGAUCAGGAAAGUGAUGGAGCUGAAAUUCAAUCAGCUCUAAGAGAAUGGACUGGUCAGAGCACUGUGCCUAACGUAUUUAUUGGGGGAAAACACAUGGGUGGAUGUGACUGUAAGUCUCCCUUUUGCAUUCAAUUCAGAUACAAUAGAACACCCCCCAUUGACGAACCUUUUUAUUAUUUUUUGGGUCUUUUUUCUUUCUGGGUCAUUUGCAGCUGUGAUGGAAAAGCACCAGGAAGGCAAGCUUGUGCCCCUUCUCAAAGAGGCUGGUGCCAUUGCUGAAGUUUCUACCCAGCUCUGAAUUAGGUAGGGAAGCCACAAGUAGUAUGCUAAUAAACCACCACUUCAUAUGGUGUGUAAACAAUGGUGAUACAUGUAGUCCAGUAGGUCGUGCACACUGUUAAGGAAUGCUUUUGCUCUUUUGUAAA